UAUAUUUAGUAAGCCAGAAGCUCCCGCAGAGAGAACACGCGUCCCAAACCCCCAUGUAACCGAACACGUGCUUUCACGAAAAAAAAACAAUAGACAAAUAAUAACAAGAAGUGUCGAAAAAUGAACAAUAAAUUAAAGUGUUAUCAAGAUAAAAUCAAAUGACGUACUUCCAAUUGCAAAAGUGGAAUAAAAUUGGAGAAUUUUGUAAAUGAAACAUUCAACACACAACUGAAAAGGAAACCCGACCGGAAUACAUACACCCAGAUGGACUUUUAACCUUUGACCCGUACCUAUCAGACAUAAAACCAGAAGCCGAAGACGAUGACUACAUACCACUGCCUGAAAAUGACGAAACAAUAGAUGGUCUACCCAUAUUUUUAAUAGAACCGAAAAACGCAUAUGUCAUGAGAACAAAACCAGCCAGUCUUCUAUGUAGGGCUGCUAAUGCUUUAGAAGUAUUUUUCAAAUGUAAUGACGCUAGAAGUGUCAAAACUGUGCAGUUUGAACAUGUUGACCCUCAGAAUGGUGUGAGGGUAGUUGAAGCUGAGUUGAAUGUGACCAAAAAUGAGAUUGACGAUUAUUACGGCGGCAAAUUUGGAUGCGAAUGCCUUGCUUGGAAUAGUAAAGGAAGAAUUAGAAGUCAGGCGGUGUUCAUUGAAUAUGCAUACAUCAAGAAACAGUUUGUCCUGCAUCCCCAAUCAGCGACGAUCGAGGCGGGGCACAGCGUGACGCUGCGUUGCGUGCCACCGCCAGCUGCGCCGCCAGUGGAACUCAAAUGGACAAGGAACGGAGUGCCGCUGGACGUGAAGGAGAAUAUGCUACAGCUAACAAAUAUUGGGUUACAGGAUAUGGCCAACUAUACAUGUGUUGCUGAGAACAUUGCCGGCCGCCGGGAGUCUGAUGUUGCUGUCAUAUCAGUAUAUGUGAAUGGCGGCUGGUCGGACUGGUCGCCCUGGCUUCCGUGCCGCUGCGGCACCGCAACAAGCGGCCGCCGCCGCACCAGAACCUGCACCGAGCCUGCUCCAGCCAAUGGUGGGGCACCCUGUAGAGGUCAACAGUCACAGAAUGAUGAGGACUGCCUGAGCUGUCAAAGUGGAGCUUGGUCUGCCUGGGGCGGCUGGUCGUCUUGCAGUGAGGACUGCAUGAGGGUUCGGGGGCGGCAGUGCAUCAGUGGGCUGGUCUCGUCUUGUUCGGGCACGAGUCUGCAACACGCUGCCUGUGUUGAUGGAUUGUGUUCUACUGGGAUGAGGCUAAGUAAGAACAACCUCUCCCUCUACAUCGGCAUUGGCAUGACUGUCGUCAUUUUGGUGGUGGCGGCUGCAAUCUUGUAUGUUUGGUGUAGAUACAAAAAUUCAAGGCCAGGCUACAUUGCUGCUAGGUCAGGUAUCCCAAAGACGUAUCCUACCCGGGACAAAGCGGUCUCCGGGCCAGAUGUGACCAGGUCCUGCAACGAGUACUGGAUGCAGGGCCCUGACAACCAUUACGAUAUGCCGCAUGUGCGAGACAGCUACUCGUCGCCCUUCGGCAACCGGACCCGGCAACCCUCGUCGGCCGGAAGCAACCACUACGAGAUGAAACCCUACAGCCCUUCCGGCGACUCCGCGUCUAGUUGCUACACUAACUCCAGAACAAUGACGUCACGCUCCAGCGAGUGCUCCUCCCAGCUCGCGGAGUUGGUGACGUCAUCACCCAGCUCCGCGAAAGUCGACGUCGCCGUCACGCUACCGGCAGUUCCUCUGGACUCCAGUUACAGGGAAAAGAUAUGCCUUACUGUUGUCAAAUAGACUGUUGUUACGUAGUAUCAGAGUAAAAUAUAAUGUAACAGUUGUAUUUGGUUCGUUACCAACCAAAUAUGCUCGCUUGGAUAGCAAUCGGCCGUUAAUAAUUAGCAAUAGGCAUCUAAAUCAAUUGAGGCAUUAGCCUCCAACACUUCACGUGUCCGGUGAAAUAACAAAGGCGCUGGAACCGACUAAGUUUAAAAAAUAGAGACAUGUUAUCUUCUCACUUACAGGCAGCAACUUCCUGAUCGGUUAUUCAGAAUAUGAAGGGCAAAAGCUGACAAUCGCGAAUAACUGAUAGGCCGAUAUCGUCCGGCGAACUGGAAAUCAGGUGCCCCUUAAGAUCGUCCUGUUAGCAAACAAAACAUUUGGUUAGCUCGCAAAAAUUCUUACAGCUAUUACGUUAAGAUAUAAUUAGCGUCGGUAUUUGUUAAAUAUGUAUUGUGCUUUUUCUUUUGUAAGGUGAAAUAUUAAUAUGAGCAAGGAUUGGUAGCCUAUUGUAAUAAAGUGUAUGUUACAGGAUUGUCUUAAAUACGUAAAGGGCCUAUGUUCAAGUUCAAUUUUUUUUAUUAUAAAAAUUGUGUUAUUGGUAUACCAAUAUAUGUAUGUCAUAACAUAAAACAAACAUAUGCUUAUUUUCAGAUUGAUAAAAUAUUUAGAUUCAUAACAAGCUCAUGUUUUUUUUACUAGUUAGUCAUUGGUUAUUUAUGUAAUAAUCGAAAACAUUAUUAUACCUUUGUAAUUACAACACUAAUAACUCAGCACAAUGACGGCGCGUCCAGCAAUUUGCCAUUUUCGUUAUUUGGGGUCAAGAGAGAGUAACAGCCCUUUUGCAAUAGACUAAUUGGAAAAGGCCGGAUGCUUGCGGGUAAUAACUUCCGCGAUAAACUGUGUCUAGGGCCGCUACUAGGCAUGCGCCGAAGUCAUAGUAAUUGGCGAUUAUAUUUCUAGCGACGUUUCUCGUCACGGAACCGAAGAGAGAUGGUACUUACAAUAAAUUAUGGACGCUAUUAAAAUUACGAGUACUUUAGUACGUGUCAAAUUCUAGCACAAACGUAGGUUUGAAUUUUAAACCUUUGAAAUGCAGAUAAAAUAGUUGUAUGAAUCAAUGACGGAGUUACUUAAAUAAACGAAUCAAAACACUCGUACUUAAACAUGCGUGUAUAGGUAGUAUCUUUUCCAAUUGUGGCCAAAUAUUGCAACGAUUUUAUUUAGCUAUGUGCAAUUGUGUAGUGUGAUCUGUUUACAGUUGCCGAAAAUAAUUAAACUUGUAAAAUGGAGCGUCGAGUCCCUAGUUUAAAUUACUUGAUUUUAUUUAUUUUUCUAAGUUGAAAGUUUUAUACAACGCCAUUCUGUAUCUCUGGCUAAAGGGUUUGUUACGCUUUCCUGAAUUUACUAACUAACGAUAGGGACACAGUAUACACACUAUACAUUAGACACUUUUGAAACAAGUAUAGAUCAUGUCAUUUACGACGACGUGUGUCUUGACUCGUAAUGUCAUGUUUUUAAGAAGAGAUUUGACAAAUCUGCGCGUCAUCGUGGAUGACACGAACUGUUUGAUAGUAUAAGGUAUUUAUUUAUUUGCACACCUUUUAGUUCUUAGUUCUACGUAUUGUCGGUUUGUUAUAGUUAUUGUUUGUAUCUGCACAUUUAUUACAAAUCUGUGAAUUGUUUCACAUUUAAUAAAAAAAAAAUACAGAUAACCAAUUACUCGCAAAGUAUCCGUUUAUUUUCUUAUAGGGUCAAAUUAAGUUAAAAAGACUACAAUAAGUAUAUUGAUGCAUUUUUUUUAUAACCAAUCAUGUCUAUUCAGAUAAAUUGGUGUAACUCAGUAUCAGAUAUCUCUGUAACUUAAUGAACAACAUCAAGUCAGAGCCCGCUUCUGAAUUAAUUUUCUUUUUCUGAAACUGUUGUGGAUUUGAGCUGACAGAUCAAAUAUUAUAACAACUUCAUAACAAUUAAUUCAAAUCAGAAUCGGGCUCUUGGAAAUAGUUAUUUAUGGAUUUAACCUUAAAUUCGAUAGGUGACAUUUUUAUGUCGUCAAAUAUCUUCGUGCAUUUAAAUUUAAAAACACCUGUUUGUACGAAAAAUUAAAUUGCGUAUGUAAAAUUUAGUAUUUAUGUAAUUACGUUUGAACUGUUUUAAUGUAUUCUGAUAAAUACAUUGCAUUUAUUUGUAAGCGAAAUUGUAUAUAGUAUUCGAAUAAACUGUGAUAUUUAAUAAAAAAAAUUAAGAAGCUGUAAUGUUGGUUUCUACUUGCAUUUUAUCGACCUGAGUGAUAUAAAACAGAAGGAUAUUUAAUUUAGAGCGCCAUUAAAGCUAUAUCCGACCACCCACUAAAAGUGAUAUAUCAAAACCUUUUAAGAUCGUAUAAGAGCCAGGCACGGCGUAUUUAUAGUAUUCGACUUAUGACUGACGUCUGUUCCUUGCAUUCAAGUAAGAUAGUAUAACCGUAUAACUAUAAUUAAUAAACAUAAUAGUGAUGACUUCUUAUUA
Molecule: messenger RNA, 4274 nt
Organism: Cydia pomonella (codling moth)
Lineage: Eukaryota; Metazoa; Arthropoda; Insecta; Lepidoptera; Tortricidae
Product: netrin receptor unc-5-like
Exons: 10
Coding region: 405-1784 (459 amino acids)
Biological process (GO): motor neuron axon guidance; netrin-activated signaling pathway
Cellular component (GO): membrane
Molecular function (GO): netrin receptor activity
Source: RefSeq, a predicted model, not a curated record